Messenger RNA from Juglans regia (Persian walnut), 1134 nucleotides. Its product is annotated as methyltransferase-like protein 23. Gene Ontology annotation, cellular component: cytoplasm; nucleus. The record is from RefSeq and is a predicted model, not a curated record. NCBI's taxonomy places the organism in Eukaryota, Viridiplantae, Streptophyta, Magnoliopsida, Fagales, Juglandaceae. Bases 146 to 832 code for a protein of 228 amino acids. The transcript is spliced from 7 exons.
AUAUGACUGGGCCAACUCCAAGUGAAAAGAAACACCGAAAUCGAAUACGAUAUGGGCCUUAUGCAAUGGUGUCUCGAAAGUCGAAGCUGCUCCUGUUGAGCAUCGGUUCUGCCAAUUCCGGAAGAUCGGCGUAUUCCCGACGGGUAUGGAAGGCGGUCACUCCAGCGAACUGGCCGAGAAGCCCAUGACGACGAUAUCCCGGCAUUAUUUCGGAGAUGACUUGGAAGAAUCGCCCUUUUCUAUCUCGAUCAUUGAGAACAUGAAAGAGGACUAUGGCCUGUUUGUCUGGCCAUGCAGUAUCGUCCUGGCCGAGUAUGUUUGGCAACAGAGAUUGCGCUUUUCUGGAGCCAGCGUGAUUGAGCUAGGCGCCGGGACUUCCUUGCCUGGUUUGGUUGCUGCGAAAGUGGGUGCUAAUGUCACUCUUACCGACGCGUCCGAUAGAACAGAGGUGCUGGACAACAUGAAAAAAGUGUGUGACCUGAAUAAACUCAAGUGCAAUGUACUGGGACUGACUUGGGGAGUUUGGGAUGCAUCUAUAUUUAGUUUACACCCAAAGGUUAUUCUUGGGGCAGAUGUAUUGUAUGACACUACCGCCUUUGAUGAUCUCUUUGCCACGGUGACAUUCCUGUUGCAAAAUUCUCCUGGGUCAGUCUUCAUAACAACCUACCAUAAUCGAAGUGGGCAUCAUCUUAUUUCGUUCUUGAUGGCAAAAUGGGGGUUAAAGUGUCUAAAGCUUCUUGACGGCUUCUCAUUCAUGCCUUCUGACAAGGCAUCUGGGUUGAGUGGCAACAUUCAAUUGACAGAGAUUGUUCUGAAUGAUGUACAGCCUUAGGUAACCGGAGUAGCUUCUCAAAGUUUCUCAUAUAGUCAUUCUGAUUAAAGUUCAUGCUGCCCACGGUCAUACAAAAUGUGUAGCAAGAUGAUACUUGUUCAUCUUAUUUGCUCAGCAUGGAGUCUUUGCUUGUUGACUUUUGCCACUCAUCUUGGUUGAUGAGGUAGUGGUUUACUGACAGAAAUGUAUGUGCAAGGAGUUGCAAUCCUUCAAUAGUAUGGUAGUCUAAUAUAUGUGAUUAUGUAGGGAACCAAUAAAAUUAGUUGCACUUUUGGAAUGAAUUCCAUCAAUUCUCUCUCUUA